ACAAGAAUAAGCAUUGCAGCUUGAGUGCAUCCAUGGCUUCCAUUCUCAGAUCUGCAAGUUUGCCUUCCAGCCUUCGCUCUAAAGAAAUCAACAUCGAAGAACAUCUGCAGAGCCUCAAGGCAAGCAUUUCUUCUGCUACCACUGCAAAAGUGGUCGAUGGUAUCAGGAGGCUUGGAGGAUUGUACAACAGCAUUGAGGAGAUGAUCUGCUCACCAAGUGGCCAGGUUAGCCUUUGCCGGCCACAACAGAGGAAAGCAGUGGAGCAAGAGCUUGAGAAGUCCCUCAUCUUUCUUGACCUCUGCAACGCCAUGCAAGAGAACUUUUCUGAACUCAAGACAAGCAUCCAGGAGAUGCAGCUGGUCAUCAAGAGAGGAGAUGACUCCGCUCUUCAAUCCAAGAUCCAGUCUUGCAUCCGCUUGGCUAAGAAGGUGCAAAAACAGUUAAAGAAGAUCAGCAAGAAGCCUACUACAGUUGACCAGGACAGCUGCAUGGUGAUCAAGCAGUUGGCUGAAGCCAGAGAGAUUGGAAUCUCCAUGCUUGAAUCCUUGCCGCAUCUCCUGUCCAAGCAAAUUGCAACGCCAAGAUCUAGCAAAUGGUCCCUUGCCUCCAAGACGUUCCGCAAAAGACGAGUAACAUGCAAGGAGGAGCAAUCGCAGGAGAUGGAGUUGGUCAUUGUUGAUCUUGACAACGGAGUUGAGACUUUGUUCAGGAGAUUGAUCCAGAGCAGAGUUUCUCUCCUUAACUCUCUCAGUUUGUAAAUAGAUCAUGCACCAAUCCCGAUCCUAUGCGAUUGGCGUCUGCCUUUUAAAGGAUCUGCCGAUCAUCAUACAAUUUUGCACUGUACCUGUA
Panicum hallii is the source of this 849-nucleotide messenger RNA. RefSeq lists its product as uncharacterized. The transcript has a single exon. Gene Ontology annotation, biological process: root development; shoot system development. The record is from RefSeq and is a predicted model, not a curated record. NCBI's taxonomy places the organism in Eukaryota, Viridiplantae, Streptophyta, Magnoliopsida, Poales, Poaceae. The coding region runs from base 33 to 758 and encodes 241 amino acids.